UUGGAAGUGGAGACCUUUCGUACUAUCUUUUAUAUUACAGCAGGUUUUGGAAUUGGUAGAUGAACCUUGUAAUAUUAGAGAGUAAUGUUUUCGUGUGAUUAUUAACAAUUUAAAUUAUAGUCUUAACCAUACGUUAUAUUGAAAAAUUCUAUAAACAUGAAGUUGUGGACGUCACACCAUACUUUUGAUCAUCCAUGGGAAACCGUUGUGAAAGCAGCAUGCAGAAAGUAUCCAAAUCCUUUAAAUCCAUCAGUUUUGGGGACAGAUGUCAUCGACAGAGAAGUCAAGGACGGCGUUCUCUAUUCUCAUAGAUUGGUCACCACGCAAUGGCGUUUUCCUAGAUGGCUAUCACCAUUCUUCGGUCAUCAAGGUCCAUACUAUGCCAGCGAAUGGAGCGAAGUAAAUCCAGAAUCUAAAGAAAUGGUAGUCCGAACGGUAAACAUAAGCUUGGGGAAGCACGUUUCGGUCGGUGAAGUAGUCACGUAUUCACCACAUCCAGAGAAUCCGGAGACAACGCUUUUAACACAACAGGCAGUAAUUUCUAUCCAAGGGGUGCCGCUUAUAGACCAUCUAGAAAGGUUACUGACACUAACGAUCGAACAAAACGCGAAUAAGGGACGGCAAGCAGUGGAAUGGGUCAUCGAGAAACUCCAAUCAGAAGUGAAAGAUAUCGCGUCCACUGCCGCGAAAUCGACAGACGACUUACUCAAUCAAACGCGUCGGCAAUUCGAUGACAUCACGAAUAUUACGAAACAGGGCAUGGAAGAUUUUCAAAACGUAGCAAAGAAGUCGUUCGAUGAGUUUCAGAAUUUGACAGUGCCACCUCCGUCACAGUCGAUACCAAAGUUAUAGCUAAUAUAUCACGCUAGCUUCAAUCUCUUUAACUAACGCCAUGUAGAUCUUCGAUGGAACGAUUGUAAAUGAAAUAAAACGAUUCGAUGAGAAACAA
Molecule: messenger RNA, 949 nt
Organism: Bombus pyrosoma
Lineage: Eukaryota; Metazoa; Arthropoda; Insecta; Hymenoptera; Apidae
Gene: slmo
Product: protein slowmo
Exons: 5
Coding region: 157-852 (231 amino acids)
Biological process (GO): phospholipid transport
Cellular component (GO): mitochondrial intermembrane space
Molecular function (GO): phosphatidic acid transfer activity
Source: RefSeq, a predicted model, not a curated record